Molecule: messenger RNA, 564 nt
Organism: Hydatigera taeniaeformis
Lineage: Eukaryota; Metazoa; Platyhelminthes; Cestoda; Cyclophyllidea; Taeniidae
Source: the annotation of a GenBank genome assembly
ACUGCUGCUUUGAAACCGCCUCUGCCUGGUGAAGAAGAAGGCGAAGCUGUUGAAUGUGAAACGCCCAACGAGACACCUCAUCCUCAAGUGAGGCGGCCGCGACGCAGUAAGAGUCUCCAACAAGUGCUGAAUGUCAACAAAAACUCAAAGUCUCCUGGCUCAAAUUGCGUUCCACUGGAAACUGGUAAAGCCGGCCUUAAAUGCUCCUCCAAAGUUGGUCUUUGCUCAGGUAAAAAUAAAAGACGCCACAAGACACCGCGUCAAGAUUCUGCCGUCCGUAAAUCCGCUGCCAACACAGCUGCUGACCCUCCGCUAGAAGGCAACUUACUUCCAGGCGUUUCGUGUUCUUCCACUGGUAUAGUCGCCGCUCAGCCUCACGGACAAUCGCCGGCUCCUAAAGCGUCGGUGGAGUCCAGUCUUGCCGCGCUGCGUUUGGAGGGUUUAAUGGAUGUGCUAGAAAUUCAACACUCUCCUUCGGCUGGUGAUUUGCUUUCUUGGGACACCAAUGUUUCUGGCAAUCCUGGAGGUCAACCCAAGAAAGCAGCAAAGGUGAUUGAAUUUUAA